GCCUGGGCUGCGCUGCUCGCUCGUCGUUGGGAGCCCGCCUGCGGCCCAGAAGCCGGAUUUCCGAUCUGUAAACGCGGGGCGUGUGUCCCAGGGGCUGUGGGCGAGCGAGGGGGCCGCGAGCCGGCCGCACAGGUCCUGCAGCCUCAGGCCUCCUGGUUGCCCAACAGGCGGCUGGGGGUGGGCCGUGGCCACAGAUUAAAGGCCGCUCGGAGCAGCCUGCGUGGAGACAGGUGCCCAAGAGCCCAGAAGCCGAGCCGCGCCCCCUCCCGGUUUUGUGCCUCUUGUUUGGGCAGCUGUAGGCUUCACUGUCCCUGUGAAAACAUCACCAUGUCCAAGGGACCCCGGGCUGAGACCUUCGUCUUCUUGGACCUGGAAGCCACCGGGCUCCCCAGUGUGGACCCCAAGAUCGCCGAGAUCUCCCUGUUUCCCGUCCACCGCUCCUCGCUGGGGAACCCCAAGUGCGAUGAGUCUGACGCCCCAGUGCUGCCCCAGGUCCCGGACAAGCUCACGCUCUGCACGAGGCUGGAGCGCCCCUUCACUGCCAAGGCCAGCGAGAUCACCGGCCUGAGCAGCGAGGGCCUGGCCAGGUGCCAGAAGGCCGGCUUUAAUGGCGCUGUGGUGCGAACGCCGCAGGCCUUCCUGAGCCGCCAGGAGGGCCCCUUGUGCCUCAUGGCCCACAAUGGCUUCGAUUAUGACUUCCCCCUGCUGUGCACGGACUGCCUGGAUACGCUGCUGGCGCCGCGGGGCCUGGACCGUGCCCGCAGCCAUGGCACCCGGGCCCAGGGCGGCAAGGGUUACAGCCUGGGCAGCCUCUUCCGCCGCUACUUCCAGGCGGCUGAGGGCCACGUGCAUACCCGGCUCAUGGUCUUCCUGCACCGCGCCGCCGAGCUGCUCGCCUGGGCUGACGAGCAUGCCCUUAGCUGGGCCCGUGUCGAGCCCAUGUACGUGCCGCCCGACGGCCCGAGUCUCAAGGCCUGAGCCAGGGGCUCGGUAACGCUGCUGCCCAGGGUGACGAGGCCCACUCCCUGCAGCAGGGCAGUGCCAGCCUCCACCAUUCGGCCGGGCCGUGCGGCCUGGAGCUGGACCCGGGCCAGUGCCUUGCUGCCCCUCCUGGCGGGCCUGUGCACCUGCCAGGCUUUCCCCUGGCCCUGGCCUAACCUGCCCCGCAGCCCUAGAGCCUUCUCCCGGCCCUCCCCCGGCCCGUGCUCUGGUGGAGGUUGCUGCCGCUGGCGCCCACCCUCCACCCCGUCUUUCAGUAAAC
Molecule: messenger RNA, 1261 nt
Organism: Balaenoptera musculus (blue whale)
Lineage: Eukaryota; Metazoa; Chordata; Mammalia; Artiodactyla; Balaenopteridae
Gene: TREX2
Product: three prime repair exonuclease 2
Biological process (GO): DNA catabolic process
Cellular component (GO): cytoplasm
Molecular function (GO): 3'-5'-DNA exonuclease activity; nucleic acid binding
Source: RefSeq, a predicted model, not a curated record